Limanda limanda (common dab) is the source of this 2789-nucleotide messenger RNA. RefSeq names its product sirtuin 2 (silent mating type information regulation 2, homolog) 2 (S. cerevisiae) (gene sirt2). Lineage: Eukaryota; Metazoa; Chordata; Actinopteri; Pleuronectiformes; Pleuronectidae. The transcript is spliced from 16 exons. Bases 113 to 1264 code for a protein of 383 amino acids. The record is from RefSeq and is a predicted model, not a curated record. Gene Ontology annotation, molecular function: histone deacetylase activity, NAD-dependent; NAD+ binding.
CAAGACGGGCCAGCUGAGAGCUAGCAUUACCGGUCACAACUUUGUUAAUUAGUGAAUAUACAUUAGUUGUCAUUUGAACCCCUGUGUUUAAAGGGUUUCAGUGGACGGAUAAAUGUCUGAUGCAUCAGAACUCCCUGAUAGUAAAGAAGAGGAGGAGGUUUCACUGGAACCAGAGGACCAAUCCGACGACAGCAGUGGGGAAGAGGCAGCAGGAGACACAGAAAUGGACUUUCUACGUAACCUCUUCUCAAGCACUCUGGGCCUCGGCACAACUGAAAAAGUUCUGGAUGACUUGACUCUAGAAGGAGUUGCUCAAUACAUAAAGAGUGGCAAAUGUCAGAACAUCCUCUGCAUGGUUGGAGCAGGAAUAUCCACAUCCGCUGGAAUCCCUGAUUUCCGCUCACCAGGAACGGGCCUGUAUGCAAACCUGCAGAAAUAUAACCUUCCCCACCCAGAGGCCAUCUUCCAGAUCGAUUAUUUUAAGAAACAUCCAGAGCCAUUCUUCGCCUUGGCCAGGGAGCUUUACCCGGGACAGUUCAAGCCAACAAUCUGUCACUACUUCAUGAAGAUGCUGAAGGACAAGGGGCUCCUGAAACGCUGCUACACACAGAAUAUCGACACACUGGAGCGAGUGGCUGGGCUCGAAGGAGACGAUCUAAUCGAAGCUCAUGGAACAUUUUACACGUCACACUGUGUCAGUUUCUGUUGCCGUAAGGAAUACGACCUGGACUGGAUGAAAGAAAAGAUCUUUAAUGAUGACAUUCCCAAAUGUGACAAGUGCAGCAGUUUGGUCAAACCAGAUAUCGUCUUCUUUGGAGAGAGUUUGCCUGUCCGGUUCUUCACUUCAAUGAAGAUGGACUUUCCUCGCUGUGAUCUUCUCAUCGUCAUGGGGACCUCUCUGCAAGUCCAGCCAUUUGCAGGUCUGGUCGGCAGGGUCUCAAAAAGUUGUCCCAGACUGCUCAUUAACAUGGAGAAGGCCGGGCAGGCUGAUCCUCUGUUCGGGUUGCUUGGUUUUGGAGGAGGGAUGGACUUUGACUCAGACAAGGCGUACAGAGACGUAGCUCACAUCAGUACAUGUGAUGAAGGCUGUUUGGCUCUAGCUGACCUGCUGGGAUGGAAGGUGGAGCUGGAAGAGAUGGUGAAGCAGGACCACGCCAAGAUCGAUAGUCAGGACCAAAAGGAAAAGGCCGGUGAGAACAGCAAAGCUGCAGCCAAGACGAGCUCUGCAUCAGUGGCUCCAGAACCAGUGAAAAAGGAAGAGUAACUCAUUCCAAAUCUCCCUUUUUAUUCAAAGCUACUAUACUGAUGUCGCUGUGUGGAAGUGGCCCUGAGAGGCAGAUUUUGAUGGUUCCUGUUUGACGUUGAGAAUUGAUGCUUUUUUUAUUGGCAAACAUUUAAUUCCUCUAAACAACCUCACAUGACGUCUUUCAUCCCUGUGUUUUAUGCUUUUGUUUAUAUCAGUUACUUGCACUUUACUGACAUUACUAUAUAUUUGCAUCAUGCAAAAAAGUAUAGUGUAACAUGUGAAACCAUUAGUCAAGAUACUUUGAUAUAAGAUAUUUUGCUUUUGUUUCAAAUAUCAUGCUAAUUUGUCACUUUAACCCUCGUCACUGAUUCCAGUUUAUUAACUCUUAAAAGAUAAAACCAGGCUGUUGUGUAUUGAAUCGCUCAUGCAAGUAUUACAUAGAUGAAAGUAACUUCCGGAAAGGGGAACUUAGGUAGUUAUAGAUAUAACUUGGAAAAUAUUGUCUUGAUUUUUGACUAAUAUUUCUUUUCAUGUUGACCCUCUGCUCCUGUUUGAACUGAUUUCUGUUAUUUUUUUGAAUACAAUGUUUUUAGAUGUUUAUGGGGGGGGGGAUUAUGAUCUCUUCAUAUAAUAAAACUGCAAACUUUACAUGAUGCACAAAAUAUAAUAAUAGCUUUGCUCCCUCCGAUGUCAGGACUUCAGUUGGUUGAAAGUUGAUAUUUCCUUUUAAAUCUUUGGGGAUAGAUGAAAUGCUAGUAAGGAUAAAUAGACAUGGUUUUCUACAAGAAUAUGUAAUUUAAAAUAAGAAAAUUAAACAGUUUCAUAGUGAAGUGAAGUGGAAACAAAUUAUAGUGAUCAUGUCUGCCACAAUCAGCUUCAUUACUAUGAGCAGAUGAUUAUUAUAACCCAAGUUUAUUUAUUUUUUCUUUCUCUCUCAUGCAGAUUAUUUUCUAAUUGAUAUUUGUGUCUUCAUUGCGUAAAUACAAAAUGUACAACCCCACAACCAUCACUGUCUACUGUCUCCAGAUCUGAUGGACAGAGUCUGCUCGCUCUGUACUAGUCUGAAAAUGCAAGGAGGGCAGAACAUCUCUCAGAAGAGCAAUGGAAAGAGUCCAGGAACAUAUCACAUGCUGCAUGAGUGCACACAUACUGUACACACACUCACACACACAGUUAAUUUAGGGAGAGCAGUCAUCACACAGGCAGUCCAUAAACCUCAUAUGUUAGAAAAGAGUGCAUGAAAUGACAUCUUCUUAUAGUAGCCUACAAUAGUUUAUUGUCUUGUAUGAAAAGACCCCAUAUCAACAGGAAGCUUGAUUAUUGUGAGGGAAUUAUUUAAAGAGCAUCUGUAUAGAAUUAUCUUGUCCCUGGUUUUUCGGCCUCUAUAGUUGGUUUCCACUGUAUUUGGGAUAUUUGUAAGAGAAUGAAUUGUACCACUGUGGCAUAUUGAAAUACAGGGGUGGGCACAGUAGCAUGAACAUCUGUACAAUAUUAUGGAAACCAAUACAAAAGUCCUGCAAUAAAUUUACAAUUGUAAACCUGA